CUGAUGGCGAUUUCUUUGUUGAUUUUCGUGGCAAAAAGAUAUUUAAUGUAAACGAUCCUCGCUUAAAAGAUCCCUAACAGCAAGAUAAACCCACUUUCGAGUACUGAAACUUCCCUACUGAGAUGCCAAGAUGAGCAACGCUUUGAAAGCCAAGGAAUUACUCAUACGCGCCGUGGAAUGCGACCAAAAUGCGCGGAUUUUGGAGGCGCAGACGCUCUACACGGAGGGAAUUGCUCAGCUAAUGCAGUUCGUAAACGGAGAACCGGAUGAGGCGAAGCGGAAAGGAUUCCUCACCAGGAUCAAGGAGUACAUGGAUCGGGCGGAUGCCAUAAAAGCGCGCGUUAACGGAAAACUCAUGCUCGGCGAAGUUGUUUCCCACGUUUCCAUCGACGAAAAUGACACGGGCUUCGAUUACGAUCAGCUCUUCGGAAAAUUUAUGGAUGACAAAACAGUGGAGAUAAUGCUGGAGGAGCCCUAUAUGACGCAAAACUAUCAGUAUCAAAACCUAGUGAGAUUCUUGGAGUUAGCUGCCACCAACUGCCCAAAUUUAAAGUAUUUUCGCCUGGUCACCAAGGAGUACCAGGAUCCCAAGAACCCCGAUCAACAAAGAACAAAUCUUGGACAGAUCAAAGGAGAUUUGGAGCGGAGAAACAUUACCUUCUCCAUAAAAUACGAAGACUCGCUGCACGAUCGCAAAAUCUACUUAAGCAAUGGCUACAUAAUCAAGAUUGGACGAGGUCUGCACUUUUACAAGGCCGCCAACCCGAUGUAUUCCAUUGGCCUGGUCAACUACAAAUUCCGAAAAUGCCUCCAAACGGAUGUGGAUAUUUGGCGCAACAGCAGCGCAGCUUCCUGAGAAAGCCCAGACAAAAGACAAUAAUAUUUAGCUUUAAGUGAUGCAACUGCUUUUAUACAUCCUUUUGGUAUUUUUUCUAUAAAGAUUUCUUACAAUUUC
Messenger RNA from Drosophila takahashii, 955 nucleotides. Its product is annotated as MIT domain-containing protein 1. Lineage: Eukaryota; Metazoa; Arthropoda; Insecta; Diptera; Drosophilidae. The record is from RefSeq and is a predicted model, not a curated record.